This is a messenger RNA of Cannabis sativa, 1348 nucleotides long. Its product is annotated as iron-sulfur protein required for NADH dehydrogenase, mitochondrial. Gene Ontology annotation, biological process: mitochondrial respiratory chain complex I assembly; iron-sulfur cluster assembly. Gene Ontology annotation, cellular component: mitochondrion. The transcript is spliced from 9 exons. Lineage: Eukaryota; Viridiplantae; Streptophyta; Magnoliopsida; Rosales; Cannabaceae. The record is from RefSeq and is a predicted model, not a curated record. Bases 196 to 1077 code for a protein of 293 amino acids. Gene Ontology annotation, molecular function: ATP-dependent FeS chaperone activity; 4 iron, 4 sulfur cluster binding; ATP binding.
UCUAUCCUACCUGGCUCCAUUUUGUACUUUUCUUUUUUCCGAUGUGGGACUAAGAAACGAGAAAAAUUCAAUCUUUUUCCUGUCUUUCUUCUUCUUCUUCUCUUUCACAGCUCUAACUGUAAAGUCUGUAAUGGUCUCCCUUUUAAUCUAGUUCCAAUAUUCCGUCGCUCUCAUCUAACUAGAAAGGACUUGGAGAUGAAGAAGGAGCUUCUGAGGUCCUUCUCGAGGCUCGGAGGUGUUAGGGGUUAUCAGGGGACGAGAAGUAAGGAGCUUAAAAUUGAGGGAAUUAAGCAUGCUAUAGCUGUUGCUUCUGGUAAAGGCGGUGUCGGCAAGUCCACCACUGCCGUUAAUUUGGCUGUUACACUUGCCAACAAGUGUCAGUUGAAAGUUGGGUUGCUUGAUGCUGAUAUUUAUGGACCAAAUGUUCCCAUUAUGAUGAACCUUGAUAAGAAGCCCGAAGUUACUGAAGAUAAGAAAAUGAUUCCACUCGAGAACUAUGGAGUUAAGUGUAUGUCAAUCGGACUUCUUGUUGAAAAGGAUGCCCCACUUGUCUGGAGAGGUCCUAUGGUAUCAAGUGCUCUUGAAAAAAUGACAAGGGGAGUUGAGUGGGGAAGCCUUGAUAUUCUUGUAGUGGAUAUGCCCCCUGGUACUGGCGAUACUCAGAUAACUUUAUCACAAAGGCUUCGACUGUCAGGUGCAUUGAUUGUUUCAACACCUCAGGAUGUUGCAUUAAUGGAUGCUCGUAGAGGCGUAAAUAUGUUCUCUAAAGUUCAAGUUCCUAUUUUGGGACUAAUAGAGAAUAUGAGCUGGUUUAAGUGCCCACAUUGCAGUGAAUCCUCGUUCAUUUUCGGGAAGCAUGGUACUCGGAAGACAGCUGACGAGAUGGGAUUGGAGUUUCUUGGCGAGAUACCGUUGGAACCAGCAAUCCGAGAAGGUUGUGAUGAAGGCGUUCCCUUAGUAAUGUCAGCGCCCGAUUCAGCAGUGUCCAAAGCCUAUGAGGAUUUGGCCCAUAAAGUUGUCAAAAGACUUGAAAUAAUGUCUAAUGAAGAACAAACUCAACCAGAGAUUCGACUGUGAUCUCUUUCUUGUUUGGUCUGUUUCUGAAUUUGAAACAUCCUUACAUGUCUUUGGUUUUGCUCAUAUUGUUUCUUCAUCUUCCAUAGUUAUAAAGUAAGACUUUUGAUUAUGCUGAUAACCCUUUAUUUUGUGGGGUUUGAGGUAUUAGAUUGAUUGGUUUUCAUUUUGAAAAAUAAUUAUUUUGGAAUUUUAUAAUUUGGAAAAAUAAUGACUAGUUAGUGAAAAUUAACAAAUUGCACAAAAGAUGGAUAUUGAUGCAAUUUAAUGUGCA